Messenger RNA from Paramecium tetraurelia, 2331 nucleotides. RefSeq lists its product as uncharacterized. The record is from RefSeq and is a predicted model, not a curated record. The transcript has 3 exons. Lineage: Eukaryota; Ciliophora; Oligohymenophorea; Peniculida; Parameciidae.
AUGUCAUAAUUAAGUGCUUAUAAUCUUCUUGAGGGAUUUGCAAAAUAGAAUGAAGUUGAAGUACUAUCAUACAGUGUGAAUUUUUUGAGGGAUGUAAACGUUAUUGAGGUUGAUCCUGUAUAAUCAAAAUUUAAUCAAAAUGAUGUUCUUAAUAACAAAUUCUUAUAUAAGCAUUUAUGCACUUGCAAUUCCUUCAUUUAGUUAUUCUAAAAAUCAACUGUAUCGACUGAGAUUGCAACUAUGGGAGUUCCUUUUGCUCCAGAAUUAAACGAAAUUGAUUUUAAAAAUCAAGAUCAGGUAUAUAAAAAUAUUACUAAAAAUCUCAAAGAUUCCUUCACAAUUUUUGAAAUACAACACAAUUCAACUACAAUAAGCAUUAGCUUUUGUGAAGAGUUAGAUUCUUUUUGCAUUUCCUAUGGAACACAAACAAUUAUAUGUUAUGAUGAAAAAGAUAUUGAAUUAAAUAAGAAUCCUAAACAUGAUCAAUUAAGACAAGUAGCCACUUCAUUUUUUAAUCUCUUUAAUAAAAUGCCUCGUUAAUAAUAAAAUAAUUUUAUUGAAGAUUUGACCAAUCGAAGUUUGGUAGGUUGCUACAACCACAAAAAAUAGAUAGAAUGGUUUGCAAUUCUUGAACAUUAUGCAGAGUAAAGAAUGAUUAAUCCAUAUACAGUUUAAGGUUUCUUACAUCAUUACAAAUUGGAACCUAUUUAAAUUUAUCAAACGUAGUGCACUUAAUUUUAGCUACAAAAACACUUCUCUUAAAUCUACAACCAAUUGAUUGAUUAAUUUAAUGAUUUUUAUAAAGGCAAAACUUUGUAUUUUUGGAAAGGAGACCUCUUUCUUGGUUGUUGUUUCAUUCCAUUUAAAUAAUAUAUCAUUUUGAAUGAAUUAUAAUCAAUUAUCAUGAAUAAAGAGAAGGAAAUUAAUAAGAAGGAACCAUUUUAAUAUCUUUCUAAUUUCAAUUUAAAUGAUUAGGAUUUAGAAUUCUAUAAAAAAUACACUGAAAUGAUGUUAGAUAAUUCAGAAGACAUUAAAAACACCUUUUAAUUUUCGAAAUUAACAACUUAAGCUUUCAAUAGCAUUAAAGCGGACUUAGAUUAUUUAUCAAAAAAAUAAUAAGGCUUGAUUCCACUUUCUUAUUGUAUGCAAUCUGCUAUUAUUGUUGUUAUUCCAAUAGGAAUUUCAGGUAUGGGAUAUGAGAAGUUAUGCUUAUCUAUUUAGAAGACUUGUUUAAGAGUGCAAAUAAUUAAAUUAAUAGAUUAAAUUAAUGAAAAGAAUUAGCUUUAUUUUAUUGAGAAAAUAUGCAAUCCAAAAGAAUUAGAAUAAGUCAAUAAAUAGAUUAAAUCGUUGCCAUUUAACAUCAAAACUGUUGCUCUCUUACCUGAAUGCCAAUCUACUUAUGAGAUUAAAGAGUGGUAAUGUAGUUUUCCAUUUUCUUUCAACUUUAUUAUGCAUUGUUUACUCUCUGUUUUGGAUAAUAAGAAUUCGGUUAAAGAGAUUAUCAAUUAACUGAAGGAAUUUUAAAACGAGAAAUUAUAUAAUAUUCAAACAGAUUAUAAAAUAAAAUGUCGUUUCAUAGAUGAUAAAAAAGAAAAAAAUGAUUUAUAUAGUGAAAUAGUUGAAUAAGAUUUUUAGGCAGCACUUAAAUCACAAAAUGAUUAACUAAUUGAAAGUCUUUCUUAAUAUAAAGAUGCUCUAACAAACAUGAAAGAUAACCAUCUAUAACGUGAAUCGAAGAGACUCAUCACAACUAUUGAAGAAAGGACAUACAUAAUUUUAAGAAAAAGUGUUAAAUUUUAAUUUGAAAAGGAUCAUCAAUUAAAAUAUGGUUUAUUUAUUGAGAAACCAGAUUGGGUUGAAAUUGAUAAAUUUGUAAAAUCUUGUUUGGAGAUCAUUGUUCAAGAGUAUCCAAAUGAUUCAGUAAUCAAAAGGAUGUAUCACUAGUUUGAUAGUUAGUUCAAAGCUUAAAAUGCUGUAUUUAUGAGGAUAAGCCAGCCAUAUUUAAAAGCUAAAUAAUUAUAAGAGAAACCAAUCACUACAAAAGUUUCGAUUGCAGUUAUCAUUGUUGAUGGGAUUGUAAUGUUGUAACCCUAAGAAUUAGGAAUGGAUUUAUUAUAAGAUAUUCCUAUAUACACUCAUAAUAUUGAUAAUCUAAAGAGUAAUAAGGUUUCUGAACAAGUAAAAUUAGAAGUGAAAAAAAUGCAGAAGUAAAAUAUUGAAGAUAACACAAUUAAAAAAAAAUAAGUCUCUUUCAAUGGUAAAGAUUGGGAUGCUUUUAUAGUAAAAUUUACACCAAUUAACAUAAGAUUAAUAGGAAGACAAAUAAAUUGA